UUUCCUUUAGUUCUCUUGUGCUGUCGCCUUGUCUGUACUCUUGAAAGUCACUCGCACCUUCUAUUUGACCUCGCUCUCACACUCAUGAUACUCAGUUUGACGUGAUCUUCAAACCCUUCCGGUUCUUACCACAUGCCUUGCACAUCACAAGGGACCAUCCGUUCGCCGCCAGCCAUCUUCACAGAUAUUUCAACACACCAUCAUUUGGAUGCGGCUUCCUGAUAUCAAAAUGCCAAAUACACUCAAGACCGAUAUCACCAUCCUCAAAGCACUCUUGUCCAUCGUUUUUUUCAUCUGCUUCUGCCAUCUUGUCACCGCCAUUCUCAACCAUCUCCUCACCUUCUGCGUAGCAGCAACAAUCUUUAUCCUCUUCAAUACAUUCCGGCGAGCUCAACGACUACGCCACCCCAACUUCCUAGAUAUUCAACCGCCUCGCAUUCAGAUAUCAGCAGAAAGAGAGGCAGAAUGGCGGGAAAGCCGUCGUGGACAUUUUGAGCAGAGGUUCGAUGCAGAUCGUAUGGCGCAAGCAACUCGUGAUGACGAAUAUCAGCGAGAAAGUGAGAGGCUCUGGCAAGAUGAACAGAGACGUAAGAUUGAAGAGUUUCGUUUGCACCAAAGACAUAUCUGCACUCGGGCGACUACUCAGGUGUUCGAGGAGUGGCGACGAGAUUGCCGGACUCUGUUGCAAACGCCUGAGCUCAUUACAUCCAUGCCUCGACUGCCUCAUUCACCUUGUCCGAACGAUCUUUGUGACACAAGAGCAGCACAGCUGGGGAUUUGCUCACAUCUACUGAAGCUUCUUUACAAGGUAUCGAGGUUGGACGAGAUUGAAAUGAAGGAUGAGUUAAGAUUGUGGCUUCCUAAUGGAGCGAGGGUGAACCAGGUAGGAGAGUCUUGCAGGAAGCAGAUGUUGGGCAUGGCGAAUGAGAUUACACAGGUAUUGCAAGAGAUACUCAAGGACUUGUAAAAGGAGCAUGGCCGUCUACAAAGGUGAUACUCAAGUGAUAGAACAGAUAGCCUGGCUUUGUUCGGCAUCGUUCAUGCAACUUACAACCCUCUGGCGAUUUGAUGACUAGACACUCAUCUCGCUUUUGUUUGGGCAAACAUCUUCCGCCAUUGAACAACGAAGACCAGCACACACACUAUCACAUCGUCAACCCCAUCAAUCCAAAUCUUGGUCUUUCCAAAAUUGCACGACCAGUC
Molecule: messenger RNA, 1203 nt
Organism: Aureobasidium subglaciale EXF-2481
Lineage: Eukaryota; Fungi; Ascomycota; Dothideomycetes; Dothideales; Saccotheciaceae
Exons: 1
Coding region: 209-967 (252 amino acids)
Source: RefSeq, a predicted model, not a curated record